Dermacentor silvarum is the source of this 996-nucleotide messenger RNA. RefSeq lists its product as uncharacterized. The record is from RefSeq and is a predicted model, not a curated record. Lineage: Eukaryota; Metazoa; Arthropoda; Arachnida; Ixodida; Ixodidae. Bases 184 to 627 code for a protein of 147 amino acids. The transcript is spliced from 2 exons.
GCUCAUUUCAGGCAGUCGACAACCGGAUGAGUCUGGUUCCGAAAACAAAUACAUCAGCGCCGAAGCGCAUUGUUUAUGUUCGGGAGCACGGGAGACCUCGCAACACUAGACGAAACAAAGCGAAACAAAAGCCGACCGAAGAGGAACUUAUAAAACGUGUCAGCCCGCACAGCCCAAGGACUGAUGCCUGAAGGCAAGCGCAAGAUGCCGUUCCUCAUGGCGAGCGAGAAGAGCGAGACCGCCGUGUCCACCUGGGCCGUGCUGGGCGCUGGCGUCCUGACCACCCUGGCCGUGAUGGGCACCUACCUGACAGUGGCGGUGCACCCCGCCUUCCUGCCGCUGCUCAUCCUGCCGCUGUUCGGCCUUUGCCACGUGCUCGUCUACCCGAAGCAGGCCAAGAGCGGCUUCAUCGGGCCACCGGUCAUCCGCUACGCCAUGCCCGAGGAGUUCCGCUGCACCGUCCUGGUGUCCAAACCGCAGCCCGACUACAAAAGCAUCCCGGUGGAGAAGAACGUGCGGCCGCAGCCCGCCGCUAUCCCCGUGCGGCCGACGACGAACUGCGCUGCCUACUGCGCGCCCAUUGUGCCGGCCUUCCAGGCGCCGGCGCCAGUCAUCGCCGUCAUGUAGUGCGCCAGGUGACACGCUGGUCCGUGAAUUCGACAACUCUUUCGGUGCGCUGUUCCUGCGACCUGAACUAAUCGCCAGUCGAGUGAAGCAAUCUCGUAGUGGUGCAACCCAACUUCCAGCGCCAAGGGGGCGCGCACGCGCGCCUCGGUGCUUGCGUGGUGCGUGGCGGCCGAGUCUGUCGCCCCAGGUGAACUCCAGUUGCCCUACCCUGCGUGGCGCCGACACGCACGUACUCCUGCUGCCCAUGUUUCUCGGGAGGCACACCGUAUGCUAUACUGUGAUCCAUGUCAUACCAUCGUUCUGUAUAAAGUCGACACCCUGUAAAUACCUAUUUAUGAUGUAAAUAAAACCAUUCUGAUACAUCCUGCA